This is a messenger RNA of Mesoplodon densirostris (Blainville's beaked whale), 2115 nucleotides long. Its product is annotated as polyadenylate-binding protein 1-like. The transcript has 5 exons. Bases 16 to 2115 code for a protein of 699 amino acids. Lineage: Eukaryota; Metazoa; Chordata; Mammalia; Artiodactyla; Ziphiidae. Gene Ontology annotation, molecular function: poly(A) binding; poly(U) RNA binding; mRNA 3'-UTR binding. The record is from RefSeq and is a predicted model, not a curated record. Gene Ontology annotation, cellular component: nucleus; cytosol; cytoplasmic stress granule.
GACAGCCGUGCCGAGAUGAACCCCAGCGCCCCCAGCUACCCCAUAGCCUCGCUCUACGUGGGGGACCUACACCCCGACGUGACCGAGGCGAUGCUCUAUGAGAAGUUCAGCCCGGCAGGGCCCAUCCUCUCCAUCCGGGUCUGCAGGGACAUGAUCACCUGCCGCUCCUUGGGCUACACGUAUGUGAACUUCCAGCAGCCGGCAGAUGCGGAGCGUGCUUUGGACACCAUGAAUUUUGACGUUAUAAAGGGCAAGCCAGUACGCAUUAUGUGGUCUCAGCGUGAUCUAUCACUUCGCAGAAGUGGAGUGGGCAACAUAUUCAUUAAAAAUUUGGACAAAUCCAUUGAUAAUAAAGCACUGUAUGAUACAUUUUCUGCUUUUGGUAACAUCCUUUCAUGUAAGGUGGUUUGUGAUGAAAAUGGUUCCAAGGGUUAUGGAUUUGUGCAUUUUGAGACACAAGAAGCAGCUGAAAGAGCUAUUGAAAAAACGAAUGGGAUGCUUCUAAAUGAUCGCAAAGUAUUUGUUGGACAAUUUAAGUCUCGUAAGGAACGAGAAGCAGAACUCGGAGCUAGGGCAAAAGAGUUCACCAAUGUUUACAUCAAGAAUUUUGGAGAAGACAUGGAUGAUGAGCGCCUUAAGGAUCUCUUUGGCAAGUUUGGACCUGCCUUAAGUGUGAAAGUAAUGACUGAUGAGAGUGGAAAAUCCAAAGGUUUUGGAUUUGUAAGCUUUGAAAGGCAUGAAGAUGCACAGAAAGCUGUGGAUGAGAUGAACGGAAAGGAGCUCAAUGGAAAACAAAUUUACGUUGGUCGAGCCCAGAAAAAAGUGGAACGACAGACAGAACUUAAGCGCAAAUUUGAACAGAUGAAGCAAGAUAGGAUCACCAGAUACCAGGGUGUUAACCUUUAUGUGAAAAAUCUUGAUGAUGGUAUUGAUGAUGAACGUCUCCGGAAAGAGUUUUCUCCGUUCGGUACAAUCACUAGUGCAAAGGUUAUGAUGGAGGGUGGUCACAGCAAAGGGUUUGGAUUUGUGUGUUUCUCCUCCCCAGAAGAAGCCACUAAAGCAGUCACAGAAAUGAAUGGUAGAAUUGUGGCCACCAAGCCACUGUAUAUAGCUUUAGCUGAGCGCAAAGAAGAGCGCCAGGCUCACCUCACUAACCAGUAUAUUCAGAGAAUAGCAAGUGUAAGAGCUGUGCCCAACCCUGUAAUCAACCCCUACCAGCCAGCACCUCCUUCAGGUUACUUCAUGGCAGCUAUCCCACAGACUCAGAACCGUGCUGCAUACUAUCCUCCUAGCCAAAUUGCUCAACUAAGACCAAGUCCUCGCUGGACUGCUCAGGGUGCCAGACCUCAUCCAUUCCAAAAUAUGCCCGGUGCUAUCCGCCCAGCCGCUUCUAGACCACCAUUAAAUACUAUGAGACCAGCUUCUUCACAGGUUCCACGAGUCAUGUCGACACAGCGUGUUGCUAACACAUCAACACAGACAAUGGGUCCACGUCCUACAGCUGCUGCAGCUGCAGCUACUCCUGCUGUUCGCACCGUUCCACAGUAUAAAUACGCUGCAGGAGUUCGCAAUCCUCAACAACUUCCUGUUGGGAGGCAGUGGCAGGAGACUGGAGGACAGGAGGGUGACUUCCAGGGAAUAAAGAGGAAUGGGGAUUUCCACACAAAGGCUGAGAAUUCUAGGAAUCCAGAGAAACUCAAGAGACCCACCUCAGCGAUGGCCGCAAGAGAAGAAGCCUCUGAACCCUCCUCUCUGAAAAGGAGGACGCCUAAAAGCAGAACCCACAGGGGCACGCCCCUAGACAUAGGCAGCCUACCAGAGGGCCAGGACCUAGCUCCACCCACCAAUAGGCGGCACCCACCUUUCCCGCCACGAAGUCUGCGCAAGCCUCUAGACCCGCCUCUAGACCUGUUAUCAGAAGGCAGACGCCUGCAGCAAGCCAGACCCCAGGAACCAGUUCUGCCUGCCAGUAGUCUGGCACCAACCCCAGGAUCUGGCUUCACCUCCCAGUGGGUGGGCCACAGCCCCAGAGUCUUUGGGACCCUGACUCUGCCCACCAGCGAGCCAGCGUUAACCCUGGGGUCCCCUAGGAUUCUGCAACCAGCCAACUCUUGA